Caenorhabditis angaria is the source of this 7221-nucleotide messenger RNA. The record is from the annotation of a GenBank genome assembly. Lineage: Eukaryota; Metazoa; Nematoda; Chromadorea; Rhabditida; Rhabditidae.
AUGCUCUCGUUUGCAAAAGUAGUAUCUGGUAAAUCAACGGAUGCGGCGCCAGAUGGCACCGCCGCCGUUUCACCAGUUGCUGGACACACAUCUACGCCACAAGAUCAAAACGAGGCACCAUUCACUGAUACUACACAUACAAAAGAAAACGAACCGAAAGGGGAUAAACCACAUCGUGAAAAGGGAGAACGAAAUAAGCGCAGAAGUAAUCGAAAUCGUGAACGUAGAAAUCGUGGAGGUGGUGAAGCAAAAGCUGAAAAAGCAGCUGCAGCUCCAGUUGUUGAAGAAAUCAAACCAGCUGAACCACCAGUUGUAUUGGAACCAGCUCCACUUCCAGCAGUAAAUGCGUGGUUCAAAAAUAAAGCAGGUAAGUAUAUAUUUAUUGUAGAAAAAUAUAUAAUUUAUACUAAUUUUUGUUGCAGAACAAGCAAAAGCAGAAACAGCUGCAGCUGCACCAACACAAACUGCUCCACCAGCACAAGUAGCUCCAAAAGUAACCGCUCCACCCAAACCAGUUGAAACUCCAAAAGAACCAGUAAAAGAGAAAGAAAAACCGAAAGCAAAAGAAGUAAAGAAAGAAGUGAGUGUUUUCUUUGCCAUGGAAACACGUUUUUCUACACGCAAUUUGUAUCCGAAUUGUAUUUUCAAUAAAUAAAUUGUUUAUAGGUUGCUCCAGUUGCUGCUCCACCUGCUCCCGCUCCAACCCCACUCAAAUCAGUCAACCGACAACAACAACAGGAAAAACCCACAGAAAGAACAGUAAAUGAUCCAGAAUGGCCUAGUUUGGCAAACGCAGAAAUGGUUAAUGGACAUAUCUCACCCACAAAUUCAGAUGAAGUUGAGGGAGCAAGUACACACAAAACAGUUACUGGUAAAACUUCGAAAAAUAGUUGGAAAAAGGUUGAAAUCUCGGUGGAUUAUGGAAGUAAAGGAAAAGGAGCACCAAGAGAAAAAGGAACAAGAAGAGCUGCAAAUGAGGAAUCCGGUAAGAUAUAGCUAUCAAAUUUUGAUGUUUAAAAUCUAGAAAAAAUAUGUUUCUUCAUGUUUUGCUCUACACUAUUAUACUCAAAUUUUUGCUCGAAAAAUAAAAAAAUGUUGUCCGAUUUUUUAACUGCCUGUUAAUACUCCAAGAAAUUUUUUGAAACUAGCCAGGCCUUAUUCUGGAUGAAUUCAAGACUAGAACAUGUAUAAAUUUGUUCCUCGGAUAUCUUAAGGCCCUAGCUAGAAUUUUGGGGAAAAAGUUAACCCCUUGAAUCCUUUCUUGAUUCUUAAAAUUUUCAAAAAUAAACCCAUGUUCCUCCCUAUCAAAUGCAAAUACAUAUGAAUAUAUUUUUCAUACAAAUUUUUAUUUUUUACAGCAAAACGUCGUUCGGGAGAUGUUGAAUCAGUCAGCAGCGACGAACAAUAUUGGUGAGUCAUUUUUUUGUGUGUUGAAUAGUAAUAUUUUUCAUUAUUACUAUUAUGAUUUCAUCCCAAAAACUGCUAAAAACAUGUAUUCUUCUUCUCACUUCCCCCCUCUUCACAUAAUGUGUUUUUCUGGGAUUUUUUUGGAAGUGAACGAGAAAGAGAGAGAAAAACACGAACAUAUCCAUUCUUUUCCGUUAGCAUAAAUUUACGGCACUGAAUGAAUUCUUUUUUCGUAGUUUUUACUUUUCUAGUUAAAUUUUAGAUGGCUUUAAUUUAAUGAAACAUUUUUCAGGUCGAGAAACAAAGAUUCGAAGAGUCCACUCACUGAAAUGUCCGCAGAAAGGUAUGUUUUUUUUCUUUCAAACGUAUUUUUGAAAUGGUGGUUAUUUGUCGAUUUUCGAAAUUGUUCGAAUUUUUGUGAUAACAUGAGAUUUCGGUUUCUCAAACAAUUACCCAAAUAUUCAAAUUAUACACCCCCGUUUCUUCAUUUUUGCAAUCACCGCGAACAAAUUAUUUUGCAUAUUUGAAGGAGAAGAAAAGUGGCGACCGGGCGGAGAGAAAAAGAGAAACGGUCACUAACAUACUUGAUACAGUACAGACAGGAGCUAUGUGUCGGCGAAAAAAGUUGGCUGGUUGUGUAGUGUGUGUAUGUAUGGGGGUAUUGUAUAUGUUGCGAUGUAUUGUCUAAUCGAAAGUUGUUAUCUAUCUAUCGAUCACUUCUCGCACUUUUUCUUUCUCUUUUUUUGUAUGUGUCCACCAUUUGUUUCUUCUUUCUCUCAUCUCGCCUGCUACCAUUUUGGGCGUUCAACAAGGGAGAAUAGUAUUUGUUGAGAGGUUCAAUCAUAAUUCCUUUUUUUGUUGUUGCAUCUAUUUAUUAUAACAAACAUGAUACAACUUGUUUCAUUUUUGUUGUUUUUUAGUAAGUCUGGAAACUAUCGAUUCUUUUUCCUCUCCUCGAAGAACAAUUCAGAUGCUUUUGUUGUCUUCUUCUUCUUCUCCGUUCGCUCGUUGUUUGUUGUUGUUUUCGCGUUUUCCCCUGCUCUUCCUUUGACAUGUUUUUUUCUUGUUGAUAAAAUGUAUCUGCGCUUUUCGAAUUUUUGUAUUUCUGAUAGGAGUGGCUAUGGCUAGACAUUUAAUCUUUAAUCAUUUCGACUAUACGAUCAUUAUACUUCCUGUCAAUUUUCACACCUUUGUUUACAUCGAAAAAUAUCAUGUUACGCGAUCGCCCUUUUCAUUAAAGUUCUUCUCUAAAUAGGGACAAUUUUAUAAUGAGAUCCUGAAAAGUUUCUCAUGACAGGUAAUGAUGGAAUUAUUUAGAAUGUCCCCCUAGGAAUUUUAUGCGUAAGAUAGAGGAGAAAAAAGGAGGAGGGCAGCUGACAGCCAGCCAAGCCAGACCAAUAGAUUUCACUCACAAAAACGCGCACAUCGCUCACUCUCACUGAGAAGAGAGAAAUAUUACGCUCACAUUUCUUCGUCUGUUGAAUUUUUGGUUAUGUUUUGCAUUCGCUCAUUCUCCCUCUCUUUUCUUUUUCUCUCGCCAUCUCUAUGUUUUUUUUCGGCACCCAUCAGCAUGUGGGCCCUAGCGAAACGAAAAAAAAGAAGAGAGAGGAAAAAGAGUCAGUGGCUGGUUGGUUUUGCCUAUAUUUCUUUCGUUUUCGCUGUCUUCUCUCUUUUUUCUGCUUACCUCUCGCUCUUUUUGCAUAGUUUUUGUCUGUCUGCGUCUCGUCUUCGUGAUUAUUAUGUGCGUUGAAAUGGCGCUGGUUCUCUUUUUUUCGUUCGCUCCGCGACGGCGACGACUCGCGCAUGCAGCACAUUUCCAGAAAAACGAGCUUUUCAUGUUGUUUUUUUUUUUGCUCUUCGCAGAAAAUUAUUUCUGGCUUGUUGAAAUUAGCUUGAUUUUCCAUGUGACGUGAAGUAGCUUUAUCCUAAAAAUUAGCUCCAACUUUCAAUAGAUUCUCCUAAAAUUCACAAUUUCUCAUUUUUGGAUAUAAUUAGGUAGAUUUUAACGUUGUCUUCAAACUUGCCGUGAAGUGAUAUUAGAAAUAAUUUUAAUUUCAUUUUUUUCUAAACACAUCUCGUUUUUUAUCCUAUUUUUGGCUGAAAAUCUUAUUUUAUAUGUUAUUGUUCCUCGAGAUUACCAAAAAAAAUUCUCCUUUCAAUUAAUAAUUGAUAAAUUUCCGUCUCAAUACCACAUUUUCGUGUUGUUGUUUUUUUUUUCAUUAUGCUAUAAAAGGCUUUUCUCUCUCGUGACGUCAGAAUUUCUCUGAAACAUCGCCGCCCUCGCAAAAAUUUGAAAAAAAAAUGAUGUCAUGUUGUCAUUUAAUUUCUCCAUUUUUCCCCAAAAAAUCCAAUUUUACCCGAUUUUAUUUUCAGGGUCGUGGAUAGUGGAUCGAAUGGUAUAUACUACCAACAAGGUGGAACACACGGUUGGAAAAAGAAAGUAAAACCAUCGAGCACUGAAUCCACAUCACCACAAUCGUUAGUUUCGACACCGAGCAGCGAAGAGAAUCACGCACCAGUUCAACACAAAGACAAAUCCACUUCAAUAAUCAUGAAUGGAAACGGACCAAGAAACGGGCAACCGAACAAUAAUAAUAAGGGUGGUCCACCACGAACAAAUGUUGCCAACAACACUGGAAAAAGCGACUAUUGGCACAAAAACAAUACGGAUCGUAGUAAAAAUGAAGAGAAAGCUCAACCAAAAGCAUACUAUCAAAGAAAUGAUAGAUAUCAAGCUCGCUCGAACCCUCAUGCACCUCCAAAAUUGACAGCAGCUCAACGAAAAGAACGUGGACCAUUGCCAAGAUGGGAGGAUAUUCAAGAUGGUGAAGAUAAUUUUGAUUAUAUGAAUUUGAUGGAAGCACAAUAUUCACAAUAUUAUGGAGCACCACAACCAUUUGAUCAUCAACUUGAUCCGAAUUCGGCAAGUUUGUUGAUUCAACAAGCACAUCAUCAUAUGGCAUCAUUCCAACCAUUCCGUCAACCAAUUCAAAUGAUGUCGCCACAUAUGAUUUCGCCAAUUGAUAAUCGCGAUGGACAACUUGCAUCGCCACUUUCAAAUGGUGGAGAACCAAUCAAUACAGCUAUUCCAUUCGCACCAAUUUAUCAUCCACCAAUGCCGCCACGUCCGGUUACUGAUGAAACAUUGAAGGAAUAUGUCAAAAAUCAAAUGUAAGUUGUUUUUUUUUCUGAAGCUAUUUUUGGUGAAAUUAUCAUCGUUUGAAAAAUUGAUUCUAAAUGGGGUUUUUGUUCAAAAACAGGAAAUCGAAAAACAAUUUUUAAAACUAACUUCAAUGUGAAAAUUUUGUAUCAUAAGUUUUUUAGAAAACCAUGAUUUUGAAUGGAAAUCAAUCUCAAAACUUCUCAAACCAGAACAUUUAUACCCAACCUCUCCUAAAAAUCUCGAAAAAUAUCUAAUAUUCAUUUUUUCCAGUGAAUACUACUUCUCUGAAGACAAUUUGCAAAAGGAUUACUAUUUGCGCCGUAAAAUGAGUGUCGAAGGAUAUUUGCCACUCGCUUUGGUUUCAUCAUUCCCACGUGUUCGAUCAUUGACCGAAGAUUUGACUUUGAUCAUUGAAGCACUUCGAAACAGUGUGAAAGUUGAACUUUCUCCAGAUGGUGCUUAUAUCAGAUCACGAGACAAACCAGAAUACUGGCCACUUCCACCAAGUAUUGCUGGAGUCGAAUUUGCACCAAGCACUUCUGCUCAACAACCACCAAGAGGCCCACCAGUGCCGCAACAGCAACAAUCACAUGCUACAAGAUAUAUUUCGAAACCUGUGGAAACUGUCGAUGCGCCACAAGCCAGUUCAUCGACACAACCACAACCAACAGAAGUCACAAAUAAUGAUGACGAAAAUUGGGAAGAGGUUAAGCCGAAAAAGAAGGGAAAGAAUCGAAGUACGUCUGGAUCACAAGCAAACGAUUCGACGAAAAAAGCACAAAAUAAUUCAUCGACAACUAAAGGCGCAGAUCAACCGGAUCUUGACUUUCAGUUUGAUAAUGAACUCAACACAUCUGGAGGUGGACAUUCGACACCAAAACGAGAAAAUAAUAAGAAGAAGGCAAUGUUGAGGUUAGUUAGCAGAUGUCCUCUAGAAUAAUCUAAUUAUAAAAUAAUUCAUUUAUUUCAGCGUUGUUGAAACAGAAGAAAUAGGAGAUGAUGUGAUAAACAAAUUGAUUAUUAUGACACCAUCUCGACGAACAUUGGAUAAAACUGGUGAUUAUUCGACAAGAUCUCAAAAUCAAUCAGAUUUCAACGAAGAAGUCGAAAUUGGAUUGAGACGAUAUGAAGAGGAAUUAUGGAAUGUUCCAUUGGAAAAAGAUGCUCCGGUAAGCACAAUUUUCAUUAUAAUAAAAAAUAAUAUAGAUAGUUUUGCUUUCUAACACUUCCAUUUUUCUGCACGAUUUAUCAUUCUUCAACCUAUUUUGUAUUUCGUGAAAGUGUUGUGAUUGUUUACAGAGCAAUAAGAAAGUGACAACAGUAAGUCAUGAAGAAUUCCAAAAAUUGCGAGGAGAUGAAGCAAAACCACAAAACGAUGGACCACCACCAGUUAUUCCACAAACUUCGGCUCCAGGACCACAAACACCGCAAUCUGUUUGGACACAAAAAGCAAAAGAACGCGCUGCGGCGCAUCAAACAGUUGUAAGUUUUUCGAUAUUGUGCUAAAUAUUUUCUUUGCCUUUUUAAUUGUUCAACUUCCCCCGAAUUAAACAAACCUAUACUAAAUUGAAUAAUAUUUACACGAGAUGCUUCUUUUUCUCUCAAUCAAAAACACUGUUUUCAGCCAAAAUCACCAAUGCAACGUCGUGAAUCGGAAGAGCAAAAAAUGAACAGAUUCUAUCCAGUGAGCAAACCAGUUGUUUCAUUGGAUGCCAAAUCACCAAGAAAGAAGAAGACCCGACACAGUGAAAAACCACCAGUUGAAUUGCCAGUUGCUUGGGUUUUGGGACGCGAAGAUCCACCACCAGCGCCAGUUGGAGUUGCUGCAAGUUCAAGCCAAAUUCCAUCGAAUCAUCCAUCAUAUCGACUUCUUCAAGAGAAUCAAUUUGUUCAAAAUGUUUAUUCAACAUGGCGACUAUCUUGUUUGAAACAACGCAAAAAUCUUGGCUAUGAUUGCGCCGAAAUGAAUACUUUGUAUCGUUUUUGGUCAUUCUUCUUGCGUGAUAAUUUCAAUCGAAACAUGUAUGAGGAAUUCAGAAAAUUGGCUUUGGAAGAUGCUGAACUUGGAUCACGUUAUGGUAUCGAAUCAUUGUUCCGUUUCUAUAGUUAUGGACUUGAGAAGAAAUUCAGACCGGAAAUUUAUAAGAAUUUUAUGAAAGAUUGUGUGGUUGAUGUUAAGAAGGGUGAAUUGUAUGGAUUGGAGAAAUUGUUCGCUUUCUUGCAAAGGUUUGUUUUUUCUUUCUUGCAAAGGUUGUAAUUCUGCAAUAAAUAUCACUUCAAAUUGAGAACCUGAAUUCCCAGGUUGAAAUUUUUAUGAAAAAUAGUAAAAAUUUUUCCUGGAUUUUAUACGUUUCAAAAAAGAAGCAAUAAAAAGUGUUUUUUUUGAAAAUUAAUGAAUCCUUCUGGUUGUACAGAUAAUGCUACAAAAUAUUUGACAGAAAUCUCAUCAAAAAUGAAAAACUAAAACUCGUUUUUUCAGAUACAAAAAUGCGAAACAUUUGGUCGUUGAACCAUUUUUGGAGGAACAAUUGAAACAAUACAAAACAACCGAUGAUUUCAGAGUAAGUUUUUUUUAAAUGUUUUUUUGAAAUUCAAAAUUGUAAUUUCAUCAUUUUCAGAACAAGCCACAAAACGCUGCUACCAAAGCCUGA